This is a messenger RNA of Rhododendron vialii, 1223 nucleotides long. RefSeq names its product chlorophyllase-1-like. The transcript has 2 exons. NCBI's taxonomy places the organism in Eukaryota, Viridiplantae, Streptophyta, Magnoliopsida, Ericales, Ericaceae. The record is from RefSeq and is a predicted model, not a curated record. Gene Ontology annotation, biological process: chlorophyll catabolic process. The coding region runs from base 173 to 1099 and encodes 308 amino acids. Gene Ontology annotation, molecular function: chlorophyllase activity.
AAACAAACAGGGCCUAGAACAUGAAAUCUAGACGUGAAAAUACACGAGUUUAGUUUUGGACAAAUGCCACCUUAAUUCAACAUCACUGCGGGGUACUUCACUAUAAGAAGAGAAGAUAUUAAAGGGAGCUGAAUUUAUAGAGAGAGAGAGAGAGAGAGAGAGAGAGAGAGUAAUGGCACAGAUAGAAACUACGCCGGCUCUGGCUACAAAUGUGUUUGAACCGGGGAGCUUGGGUUUCCAAUGCAAAUCGGUGAAGUCAACAUGGGAUUCUUCAUCUCCACCAAAGCCGUUAUUCAUUGUUACCCCAACCGUUGAAGGCACAUAUCCAGUACUAUUGUUUCUUCCCGGGACGCAGGUCCGGAAUACCUCCUACAGUCGGAUGUUCCAACUUAUAGCUUCCCAUGGUUUCAUAGUUGUCGCUCCUCAGCUAUACAGCUGUGCCCUCGUCCCAGAAACUGAAGAAAUCAACUCCGCCGCCGCCGUCACAAACUGGCUCCCCACCGGCCUCCCCUCCGCCCUCCCUCCAACCAUCCACCCAAACCUCCAACUCCUAGCUCUCUCCGGCCACAGCCGCGGCGGAAAAUCCGCAUUCGCCCUCGCCCUCGGCCACUCCUCCCCGGCCACCACCCUCCCCUUCUCAGCCCUCAUCGCCCUCGACCCCGUCGCUGGCUUCUGCUGUUUCCGCAUCCCCCCUCACAUCCUCACCUACGUCCCCCGCUCCUUCGACUUGACCAUCCCCGUCGCGGUCAUCGGCACUGGGCUGGGUCCCGAGCGGAAGCUCGGGGUCCUGCCCGCGUGCGCCCCGAACGGGAUGAACCACGACGAGUUCUUCACGGAGUGUAGGCCGCCGUGUUGUUAUUUUUACGCCAAGGAGUUCGGGCAUAUGGAUAUGUUGGAUGAGGUGACGCUGAUGAGUUGCUUGUGUGUGAGUGGGGAUGGGAAAGGUGGGAAGGAUGGGUUUAGGGCAUGUUUGGCUGGGGUUUUUGUGGCGUUUAUGAGGGCGUUUCUGGAGAGGGAGAGUGGGGAUCUUAGAGUUAUUGUGGAUAAUCCUGGGGUUGCCCCUGUAACGCUUGAUCCAGUGAUUUUUGUUGAGGAGUAGGGUCUGCUGAUUGCAAUGUACGUUAUUUUGCUCAAAUUUGGGAAUAAGUUUGUGGUGGACAUAUUCAUUUGCUCUCGUAUUUCGAGACAUCCGAUGAAAUUGAAACGACACAUAUGCACAUAAA